Mesitornis unicolor (brown roatelo) is the source of this 962-nucleotide messenger RNA. It is a transcript of the gene ASB12, whose product is annotated as ankyrin repeat and SOCS box containing 12. The transcript is spliced from 2 exons. The annotation marks the transcript as partial. Lineage: Eukaryota; Metazoa; Chordata; Aves; Mesitornithiformes; Mesitornithidae. Gene Ontology annotation, molecular function: protein binding. The record is from RefSeq and is a predicted model, not a curated record.
AUGGGAGACACACCAAAAAAAAUGAGCCUCAUGGAUAUCACUAAAAUGUUCUCUAUGCUCCAGCCCGGAGAAGAUGAAGACGACAACGGAGAAAGCGGGGAGCUGAACCGAGCGGUGUCCAAGGACGAUUACCAAACCCUGGACAACCUCUUGUCCCAGGACAGGUACAGGAGGUUCAUCAACAGCAGGAGUGGUUGGGGGGUACCCAGCACCCCGCUGCGCCUGGCAGCCGCCAAGGGCCACAUCAGGAGCAUGAAGGUCCUCUUGGCGCAUGGGGCAGAGGUGGACAGCCUGGACGUGAAGGCUCAGACCCCGCUCUUCAUGGCGGUCAGCAACGGCCACCGGGAAUGCGUGAGGGUCCUCCUGAACGCGGGGGCCAGUCCUGCCGGCAGCAUCUACAACAACUGCUCGCCGCUGCUUAUCGCCGCCAGGGAUGGGGACGUGGACAUCCUGCGGCAGCUCCUGGACCACGGCGCCGAGACUAACGUUCAGGCGAGGCUGCCCGAGUGGGCAACCAACUCGGUGGCUUGUUCUGGUCCCCUCUACCUCGCUGCCGUGUACGGGCACCUGGAGUGCUUCAAGCUGCUGUUGCUUUACGGCGCUGAUCCCGACUAUAACUGCACUGAGGAGAGGGUGAUUGCCCGGAUCAAGGAGCCCAAGACUGUGCUGGAAACCUGCCUGGGGCACGGCUGCAGGAGAGAGUUCAUCGAGCUGCUCAUUGACUUUGGAGCCAACGUCUACUUGCCCAACAUCAUGGUAGAUCAGAUGGCACCCCACAGCGAGGGCCUGGAGCUGCUGCUGCAGGCGAGAGCUCAUCCCAAGUCCUUGCUGUCCCAGUCCAGACUGGCGAUGCGACACCUCCUGAAGCAGGCUGGCCACCCGCACGCCCUGGGUGAGCUGGAGAUCCCCACGGUCCUGGCGAACUACCUCCGCCAUCAGCCACAGAGCGCAGCCCGCGAGAG